Jaculus jaculus (lesser Egyptian jerboa) is the source of this 3636-nucleotide messenger RNA. RefSeq names its product actinin alpha 3 (gene Actn3). Gene Ontology annotation, molecular function: actin filament binding; calcium ion binding. The transcript is spliced from 21 exons. The record is from RefSeq and is a predicted model, not a curated record. The coding region runs from base 836 to 3538 and encodes 900 amino acids. Lineage: Eukaryota; Metazoa; Chordata; Mammalia; Rodentia; Dipodidae. Gene Ontology annotation, biological process: actin cytoskeleton organization; muscle cell development. Gene Ontology annotation, cellular component: cell junction; plasma membrane; cortical actin cytoskeleton.
CCACGACCAAUGGAAUCGCGGUGAGCCGCAGGCUCGAAGGGCGUGGCCAGAGGCCCGGAGAGGUGAUUGAUUGACCGGGAGCACCAAGGAGACGCCUGCAAACCUCUUGGUUCCGAUGUCCAAGUGACACAGCUAAGUCAGCUCCCCGCCCAUUGCCGAGGCCCCGCCUCCCCCACGGAAACCCCGCCCGCCGGUGUAGCUGGCCGCGGGGGGCCACGAGGAUUGAGUUGCAGCCUCCGUGGCGUCGGGGUUUCCCUGCUCAGCACAUUCUCCCUCUGCACUCCCCUACAGCCGCCCCGAUAUUAAUAGAGCUGGCUGGGUCCAUCCAGCUGGCUCCGAGCCCCUUUCGCAUCCUCGGUUGAUCCAUCACUCCAGAAAGCAUUCAAAACAGCUCGACGGCCUCGGUGUUUCUGACUGUGAAAUGGGAACAGGGCUCCUUUUCCUACCCGCGCGGCGCUGCAAGAGCACCAAGGACAAGCCCAGAAGUCAGCCUGUAGGACGCCCUGCAGCCCCUGUUAAUGUCCUCAUCUCCACUUGACAUAAGUGGAAACCGAGAUCAGAGAUCACACAGCGCCCAAAACCCCAAGCCGAGCCGCGAACCCGGGAGUCUCCGCCAGUAGAUCUAUACCCCUAGUGUCUCCCAAUUCCAAAAUCCUUGGCUCCAGGGCAACUCCUGGUCUGGUCCAGAGAGAAGAUCCCUCUUCGCUGUCCAGCCCCACCCACCUCCCCAUAUUUAGUGCGAAUCCGAUCUGGGGCUGGGCUUGAGCUCUACUUAAGGCGGCCCUAGUGUCCAGGAGCGCGCCGAGGCGAGUGGGGAGCCCGAAGCCUGAGCAAGAUGAUGAUGGUUAUGCAGCCCGAGGGUCUGGGCACCAGGGAGGGGCCCUUCGCCGGCGGCGGGGGCGGCGAGUACAUGGAACAGGAGGAGGACUGGGACCGCGACCUGCUGCUAGACCCCGCCUGGGAGAAGCAGCAGCGGAAAACCUUCACGGCAUGGUGCAACUCUCAUCUGCGCAAGGCAGGCACUCAGAUCGAGAACAUCGAGGAGGACUUCCGCAACGGUCUAAAACUCAUGCUGCUCUUGGAGGUCAUUUCAGGAGAGAGGCUUCCCAGGCCAGACAAAGGCAAAAUGCGCUUCCACAAAAUCGCCAAUGUCAACAAGGCCCUGGAUUUCAUCGCCAGCAAAGGGGUUAAGCUAGUGUCCAUCGGUGCUGAAGAGAUUGUUGAUGGGAACCUGAAGAUGACCCUGGGUAUGAUCUGGACCAUCAUCCUCCGCUUCGCCAUCCAGGACAUCUCUGUAGAGGAAACCUCGGCCAAGGAAGGCUUGCUCCUGUGGUGCCAACGGAAGACAGCACCGUACCGUAACGUCAACGUACAGAACUUCCACACCAGCUGGAAGGAUGGCCUGGCCCUCUGUGCUCUCAUCCACCGCCACCGGCCGGAUCUCAUUGACUAUGCCAAGCUCCGCAAGGAUGACCCCAUUGGCAACUUGAACACUGCCUUUGAGGUGGCAGAGAAGUAUCUGGACAUCCCCAAGAUGUUGGAUGCAGAAGAUAUUGUGAACACUCCAAAACCCGAUGAGAAAGCCAUCAUGACCUACGUUUCUUGCUUCUACCAUGCAUUUGCUGGGGCUGAGCAGGCAGAGACAGCCGCCAACAGGAUCUGCAAGGUACUGGCUGUGAACCAGGAAAACGAAAAGCUAAUGGAAGAGUAUGAGAAGCUGGCCAGUGAGCUGCUGGAAUGGAUCCGCCGCACUGUCCCAUGGCUGGAGAACCGCGUGGGCGAACCCAGCAUGAGUGCCAUGCAGCGCAAGCUGGAGGACUUCCGGGACUAUAGGCGCCUGCACAAGCCACCCCGCGUGCAGGAGAAGUGCCAGCUGGAGAUCAACUUCAACACACUGCAGACCAAGCUGCGCCUGAGUCACCGACCUGCUUUCAUGCCCUCCGAGGGCAAGCUGGUCUCGGACAUCGCCAAUGCAUGGAGGGGCCUGGAGCAGGUGGAAAAGGGCUACGAGGACUGGCUGCUCUCAGAGAUCCGGCGCCUGCAGCGCCUCCAGCACCUCGCUGAGAAGUUCCAGCAGAAGGCCUCCCUGCAUGAAGCCUGGACCAGGGGGAAGGAGGAGAUGCUGAACCAGCGCGACUAUGAGUCGGCUUCGCUACAAGAGGUGCGCGCCCUGCUGCGGCGCCACGAGGCCUUUGAGAGCGACCUGGCCGCGCACCAGGACCGCGUGGAGCACAUCGCCGCGCUGGCCCAGGAGCUCAAUGAGCUGGACUACCAUGAGGCAGCUUCAGUGAAUAGCCGCUGCCAAGCCAUCUGCGACCAAUGGGACAGCUUGGGCACACUGACUCAGAAGAGGCGGGAUGCACUAGAGAGGAUGGAGAAGCUCUUGGAAACCAUUGACCAGCUGCAGUUGGAGUUUGCUCGAAGGGCAGCACCCUUCAACAACUGGCUGGAUGGAGCUGUGGAGGACCUGCAGGAUGUGUGGCUGGUGCACUCUGUGGAGGAAACCCAGAGCUUGAUAACUGCACAUGAACAGUUCAAAGCAACAUUGCCUGAGGCUGACCGAGAGCGAGGUGCCAUCCUGGGUAUCCAGGGUGAGAUCCAGAAGAUCUGCCAAACGUAUGGACUGCGGCCAAAAUCCACCAAUCCCUACAUCACCCUCAGCCCACAGGACAUCAACAACAAGUGGGACAUGGUCCGAAAGCUGGUGCCCAACCGUGACCAGAUGUUGCAGGAGGAGCUGGCACGACAGCAGGUGAAUGAGAGGCUCCGGCGACAGUUUGCUGCCCAGGCCAAUGCCAUAGGACCCUGGAUCCAGGGAAAAGUGGAGGAGGUGGGGCGGCUGGCAGCAGGGAUGGCUGGCUCUCUGGAGGAGCAGAUGGCAGGGCUGAGGCAGCAGGAGCAAAACAUUAUCAACUACAAGAGCAACAUCGACCGGCUGGAGGGUGACCACCAGCUCUUACAGGAGAGCCUGGUCUUCGACAACAAGCACACUGUCUACAGCAUGGAGCACAUUCGUGUGGGCUGGGAGCAACUGCUCACCUCCAUUGCCCGCACCAUCAAUGAGGUGGAGAAUCAGAUACUGACCCGCGAUGCCAAGGGACUAAGCCAGGAGCAGCUCAACGAGUUCCGGGCUUCCUUCAAUCACUUUGACCGGAAGCGGAAUGGAAUGAUGGAGCCUGAUGACUUCCGAGCUUGCCUCAUCUCCAUGGGGUAUGACCUGGGAGAAGUGGAAUUUGCUCGAAUCAUGACCAUGGUAGACCCCAACGCAGCAGGGGUUGUAACCUUCCAAGCCUUCAUCGACUUCAUGACCCGAGAGACAGCUGAGACAGACACAGCUGAACAAGUUGUGGCCUCCUUCAAGAUCCUAGCAGGAGAUAAGAACUACAUCACGCCCGAGGAGCUGCGGCGGGAACUCCCAGCUGAGCAGGCCGAGUACUGCAUCCGCAGGAUGGCGCCCUACAAAGGAUCUGGGGCUCCUCCUGGAGCCCUGGACUACGUGGCAUUCUCCAGUGCUCUCUAUGGGGAGAGUGACCUCUGACCUCAAUGGAAGGAAAGAGGGUACUCCCUGUGGCUGAUUCCAUCCAUCCCUUGGAGAGAGGCCCUCAGAGAUUGGCCAUGUGUUUCUGAAAUAAAGAU